Magallana angulata is the source of this 757-nucleotide messenger RNA. RefSeq lists its product as uncharacterized. The coding region runs from base 11 to 748 and encodes 245 amino acids. The record is from RefSeq and is a predicted model, not a curated record. The transcript has a single exon. NCBI's taxonomy places the organism in Eukaryota, Metazoa, Mollusca, Bivalvia, Ostreida, Ostreidae.
UACAGUGAGAAUGACACACCCUGCAGCGCGUUCCGUCCACCUGUGGUUUGAUUUGCCAAAGAACGCAAAAUGCGUCUGUAAUGAAGUAUGCGUCUCCGAAUCACAGACAGGGAGCUAUUUUUGCGUCAUCGGAUUCAAUCGUGGAUACAGCGGUAUACAAGAGCUGUAUGAUGGAAAGAAAAUGGCAAUUUUCUCUGUGUGGGACAGCUCUUCAAAUACAGAUCCCCCAGAGGACAAACGGGUACAGGUGACGUACAGCGGUCAGGGAGUUGAAGUGUCACGGUUCGGAAAUGAAGGAACAGGGGGAAAGACCAUGAUGCCUUUAGAGUGGAAGUUGAACGAAACUGUGCAAUUUAAAAUGGAAGCUCAAGACGUGGAUGGUACCUGGACCGCCUACUCUUGUUAUGUUAAAAUGAACUCUUCAGAUUGGUUUCAUAUGGCAACAAUGAAGACGAUUGCCAACGGAGAAUUGCUAAAUGGAGUUUACUCAUUCGUAGAAGAUUUCCGUCGUGACGGCGCCAGUCAUUGCGAAAUUCGCAGCGCUAAAUUUGGCGACUGUUACAGCAAGGCAGACGAUUGCCAAUGUAAAUGCCAGAAGGCGACAUUCACUGCCGACAGUUCAACGCCCACGCUGAAUAUCGAUGCAGGGUUGUGUGGAGAUAAAUUUUACUUGACGACUGGAGAUGAUACAAAAAACACGAGUACACAACUCAAUUGUUGCAUCGCCAAGCCACCUGAAACGAACUAAAUCCCCAAA